Molecule: messenger RNA, 1299 nt
Organism: Saccharomyces eubayanus
Lineage: Eukaryota; Fungi; Ascomycota; Saccharomycetes; Saccharomycetales; Saccharomycetaceae
Gene: NGK1
Product: hexokinase
Exons: 1
Coding region: 1-1299 (432 amino acids)
Biological process (GO): glycolytic process; intracellular glucose homeostasis; glucose 6-phosphate metabolic process
Cellular component (GO): mitochondrion; cytosol
Molecular function (GO): D-glucose binding; fructokinase activity; mannokinase activity
Source: RefSeq, a predicted model, not a curated record
AUGACAAUUGAAGGGUCUAUAGUUCGAGAACUAACGACGUUGCUUGUACCCUCUAAUCCGAUUGCGCAUGUUGUCGACCUAUUUCAAGAGGAAUUGUUAUCACGACUACAAACGAGUGAAACUUCAAUGCUGCCACAAUGCCUGGUCCCGGAUGAGCGAUCACGAUGGGAUCCCAAGGACAGGAUCUUGGCGAUUGAUUUUGGGGGAACAAGGUUGAAAUUUGCAAUAAUCUCGCUGCCCCAAAUUGUUAUUGAAUUCAACGAUGCCUUUGAACUUACCUAUAACGUCGUAGAUUCGAUGUUCUUUAAUGAAAUUAUCUAUAAAAUAUGUACCAAAUUGGCUGAAAAUGGUUAUAUAAAAAGCAAAAAUGAAACUUCUGAGGCGACUAAAUUUUUUGUUUCCGUGACAUUCAGUUUCCCUUUAAAUUCAAAAGGCCAAGUAGUCGCUAUGGGGAAGGGUUUUGUAAUGACUCAUGACCUCCAAGCGUUAACCGUGAAAGAAGUGAUUCAGUUGUCCUUUCAACAAAUAAUAUCAGAGAAUAUUGAUGAGUUUUUUUGUGUAAUAAAAGUGUGUGAUGUAAUAAACGACUCGAUUGCAGUUUCAUUAACGAGCAAAUUUAUAUGUGAGCAUGAUUCAAUCUCACUAAUAGUAGGGACAGGUACAAACGCAUCUUUCGAAGUACCCUACGGGUACUUACCGCCUUGUAAGAGAGACUCUUUAAGAGAAACGCUGCCACCAAACUACAUCAAAGAAACUUUGAAUUUUAAACAUGUUCUGGUGAACUCAGAGAUUGGUUUCAUCGGUAAAGAUGUCAUUGCAUUGCAACCGUUCGACAUUCACGGGGCGAUCUCGUAUGAAAUGCCUUUAGAAUGUAUCACUUCUGGCAAGUGGCUUCCAUUAUCGUUGAAGAACAUUCUAUUACAGUACAAUUUAAUACCGAAAAAUUUUCCGAGAAUGUUCGAUGGUGAAUUGGUGUGUCAGUUGACAGAAAGCUCUACCAACAAUUGGUUCAAUAACCAGCAUUAUCCUUUGAUUUGUCAAAUCGCGCGCCUUUUGGUCAAAAGGGCUGCAUUUUACAUUGCUGCUAUUAUACAGGCUAUUGAUAUCAUCACAGGCUGCAGAAACUAUAACUUCAUUCACGUAGGCUAUGUCGGAUCGUUCCUUCAGCAUUCGAGGUUUUAUCAAGAGCAAAUAAAGUAUUAUUCCGACAUUAAUGUUGAGCUCCAAUUUUUAAAUCAUAGUAAUCUACUAGGAGCUGCCAUUGCCACCUACUUGAACAAGUCAGAUAAGCAAGUUUGA